GACAGCUGCAGCGCGGGCGAUUUGGAAGGUCCGGGUAGAAGUUCAGGAUGUGGGCUGAAAGGCAUCGGGCGGCUGUAGAGCUGCAACAAUUUCUGAGCAGCGUCUAUGAACAAGUGAAGAAAGAGGAAUCAUUGGGUCCUUUUCAGUUUAAGGAUGACAUUCAGGUACAUGUAGUCUGCGAUGGCCACUGCAAGCCACUAGAAAGUUUCUGCAGCGGAAGUGAGGUGCUAUACAUUUUAGAGAAAAAGCCUUUGACUUUGGAAGAUAAUGUCUUAGACGAAACUGAAAAUAACGAGGGCAUUUCUUUUUAUACAUCCCUACAAGAAAUCCCUCAACCCCAGGCAAUACCCACCAUGAGAGCCAGGCAAUUCCUCACCAGUUAUACUCUUACACAUAAUCCCAACAUGGUUCAGCUAAACAGUGGAGCACCCGUGAAAGUCCUACCUCCACUGUGGGUUAGAUGCGACUGCUCGGAUGCGGAGGGGACCUGCUGGCUGGGAGCUGAGCCCAUUAAAUCCAGUAGGAAUGAAAUUACAGGCAUGAGCUUCCGAACUGUAACUUGUGCAGGUCCCACUGCGGAUAAGAGCACCUUUCCCAGUCUGGACUCUCUCCGACAAGCGCAUAAAGAGAGACACUAUUCAUCAGUUAUGCAGACCAGGGGCUUUGCUCAGUAUGAUUUAUUUGGCUGCAACACAGUAGAAAAUUCUGUGAUUGAGUCCCAGAGCAGCGUCACAGUAGACUUCGUCUGGAAUGGUGUGGAGAGAAUAUUGCAGCUUCCACCACUGGCAUCAGCAGCAACAUUGAACAUUAAGGUGGAGUCUGGAGAUCUCCGAAGCCCAGUAUAUUCAGUUUAUAAAGAGCUGGAUUUUUUGCUUGUUUUGGCUGAAGGUUUAAAGACUGGGGUUACCGAGUGGCCAGAAACUGGCGAGACAAAAUCUGCUGUGGAUCUAGUGCAGCUCCUUCUAAAUGAUCUAAAGAAUAAAGUGGAUGGUCUCACUAGUUCUGUAUCCAAGAAAGACAAUGAGAAAAUAAAAAGUGACACUGCAGCAGUGGAUUGUUCCAUCCAGUCCUUUAUCACUGAACGGGGGGAUCUGGACUUUGCUGAGAUGUUGUGGUGCAGGAUGAGGAAAAGUGUCUCCUCUUACCAGGAUGUGGUAAACUGCUUCUCUCUUGUAAUCCAGUCCCUAAAAAAUGGAGAGGUGCAUCCUUGGAUCCACCGUGGAAGCAGCAGUGCCCUGAGCAAGCUCAUUCAGCAGUCCUAUCAUGGGAAGAUGCAGAGUGUCUCCCUUACAGGACUUACUCCUAUGCGGAUGUUGCUAGAAAUUGGACUGGACAAAAUGAAGAAAGAUUAUAUCAGCUGCUUCAUAGGCCAAGAUCUUGCAACUUUCAAUUACCUGGAUUACUUUAUUUCCUCUUCAGUGGACAUACAGGAACAGGUGCAACGUGUGAAGAAACUACAUCACAUGCUGGAGGUUGUUGUGGUCUGCAAUGCCUUUCUGAGCCUGGGGCAUGAAAACUUAUUUCCUCUCACACAGUCUUGUUUAAAAUACUACAAGGAAAAUCCUUGGAAUGAACAGCAUGUGUUCCAGCUUCCAAUCCGACCAAGCGUCAUCAGCACUUUCUACCAAAAUUCACACCCACAGACCUGGCGCGUGGAGAUCAUCAGUGGGCAUGGGCAGAAGGAAGUGAAGACAACCUGGCAGCUGACCUCUAGAAGACCAGUGGAUCAUGUCUCUUUCGCUGUACCAGAUGUGCCAAUAGAUAUGACAAUAAGUGGAGAGAAUGAAGAGAUUGUAUAUUACCCCACACAAGUCAGCUGCAGCCAAGUGAACUUCUGCUGAGACGGUUGCUUUCCAGAGCUACAGAAGUUGAUGGGUUGAAAGUGGUCAGCAAGUCUCUCAGCUAUUGGAGGACACCACCAGCAUUUGUCCAUGGGGUUACUUGCUGCUCCUUCUGCUUUAGCUUUGCCUUUGUAGCAGAAUCAUUAAAAGGACUGCAUCGGAAUUUGUGACCACUGUGGAGACCACAAUCUCUGUCACCAUUUCCAUGUAAGUGGUCAGCGGGUCUAGGAUUUAAUAGUGAGAAACGUCAUAAGGCCAAACGUGAUCUUUGUCUUCACUUGUUGAAACAGCAUCACUAUUGGUGCACAAAUUUCCUACCAUCUGUUUAAAAACAAACACUACAUUUAACAUUCUAACAAGACAUCUUACCAUGAAUAAGCCGCAGAAUAUUUGCGUCCAUAUUCCUCUUUUCACAAAAAGAAUAGACAAAAAGGGGGUUCUGAAAAUCUGUUGAAAUGAAAGUUCUGUACAUUGCUGCAUGUAGUAUGUUGUUUAGAGAAAGCUUAAAGCUGUUUCAUCCCACAAAGGGAAAGAGGAAGGGGAAACAAGUAUAUAUAGUAUGUAUAUAUAACAGGUUAACAUUGUCUUAUUGCGAUUAAAGAUCCCAUAAAGUCCUUCCAUCCUUCUUAUUAACACAUGCCACCCAUAGGGGUGAGAAAUCCCCCUUUUCUUAUAUAUACACAUAUAUAUAUUUUUUAUAUAAUAUAAACAUUAACCUUAUAAUAAACUGUUCCUCUAGA
Messenger RNA from Xenopus laevis (African clawed frog), 2581 nucleotides. RefSeq names its product zwilch kinetochore protein S homeolog (gene zwilch.S). The record is from RefSeq and is marked provisional. Gene Ontology annotation, cellular component: RZZ complex. Lineage: Eukaryota; Metazoa; Chordata; Amphibia; Anura; Pipidae. Gene Ontology annotation, biological process: protein localization to kinetochore; mitotic spindle assembly checkpoint signaling.